GCGCAGGGCUCCGCGCCUGCGAGAGGGCGGCGGGGGCGUCGCCCAGCGGGGGGAGGCCCCUUCCGUGGCGCCGCCAUCGCCGGCCGGCCCCACGCGCCAUGGCUCUGAAGAGAAUCCACAAGGAGCUGAAUGACCUGGCCCGGGACCCACCAGCACAGUGUUCGGCAGGUCCCGUCGGAGAUGACAUGUUCCAUUGGCAAGCCACAAUAAUGGGGCCAAACGACAGCCCCUAUCAGGGAGGAGUAUUUUUCUUGACAAUUCAUUUCCCGACAGAUUACCCCUUCAAACCGCCCAAGGUUGCAUUUACGACGAGAAUCUACCAUCCAAACAUCAACAGUAACGGCAGCAUUUGCCUCGAUAUCCUCCGGUCACAGUGGUCUCCAGCACUAACUAUUUCAAAAGUACUCUUGUCCAUCUGUUCUCUGUUGUGUGACCCCAAUCCAGAUGAUCCUCUAGUGCCUGAGAUUGCCCGGAUCUACAAAACAGAUAGAGAAAAGUACAACAGGAUAGCUCGGGAAUGGACUCAGAAGUACGCCAUGUAAUCACCGCCGCGGCCGGAUCGACCCCGCUCCCAGAUAAAGCCGGGGGAACUCUGA
Messenger RNA from Ornithorhynchus anatinus (platypus), 596 nucleotides. It is a transcript of the gene UBE2D2, whose product is annotated as ubiquitin conjugating enzyme E2 D2. The record is from RefSeq and is a predicted model, not a curated record. The transcript has 7 exons. The coding region runs from base 99 to 542 and encodes 147 amino acids. Gene Ontology annotation, cellular component: nucleus. Gene Ontology annotation, biological process: protein K48-linked ubiquitination; ubiquitin-dependent protein catabolic process. NCBI's taxonomy places the organism in Eukaryota, Metazoa, Chordata, Mammalia, Monotremata, Ornithorhynchidae. Gene Ontology annotation, molecular function: ubiquitin conjugating enzyme activity.